Molecule: messenger RNA, 696 nt
Organism: Rangifer tarandus platyrhynchus (Svalbard reindeer)
Lineage: Eukaryota; Metazoa; Chordata; Mammalia; Artiodactyla; Cervidae
Source: the annotation of a GenBank genome assembly
AUGGCGGCGCCCGUGCCCCCUCCUCGCCCCGUCACCCACCUGCUUUUCGACAUGGACGGCCUCCUUCUGGAUACCGAGCGGCUCUACUCGGUCGUUUUUGAGGACAUCUGCGGGCGCUACGGGAAGAAGUACAGCUGGGACGUGAAGUCGCUGGUGAUGGGCAAGAAGGCGCUGGAGGCGGCCCAGCUGAUCAGAGACACGCUGCAGCUCCCGAUGUCCGCGGAGGAGCUGGUGGAGAUGAGCCAGGCCAAGCUGAAGGAGGUCUUCCCCACGGCCGCGCUCAUGCCAGGCGUGGAGAAGCUGAUCCGCCACCUGCGGAAGCACGAUGUGCCGUGUGCCGUGGCCACCAGCUCGGGGACGGCGUCCUUCCAGCUGAAGACCAGCCGCCACCAGGACUUCUUCGGCCUCUUCCACCACGUGGUGCUGGGCGAUGACCCGGAGGUGCGGAGCGGGAAGCCGGACCCAGACAUCUUCCUGGCCUGUGCGCGCCGCUUUUCUCCGGCUCCUCCCCCCGACAAGUGCCUGGUCUUCGAGGACGCGCCCAACGGGGUGGAGGCGGCCCUCGCUGCCGGGAUGCAGGUGGUCAUGGUCCCCGACGGAAACCUGAACCCAGACCUGACCUCCAAGGCCACCCUCGUGCUGGCUUCCCUGCAGGAUUUCCAGCCCGAGCUGUUCGGCCUGCCGCCCUACGACUGA